AUGAGAGCAGGGGCGGAGCUAGAGGAGGGCCCGGGGGGGCCACUGGGAAACGGUACGUCGGCCAGUCAGACUAGCCGGGGAUACACUGUACGAGUUUUUCAGUCAUGGUACUUAUAUACAUCUUUCAAACUGUGCGACGGAACCGCGGGGUUUAAAAGUUCACCGCUCACCAUCUGUGUUCUAACACUGUACGGCGCGACGCUCGGACGCGACCGGAGUGCUCAGACUGUACCUCGUGCCCCCUCCGGAAGAGGGGGGAGAGUUGGGUACCCGCCGGCGCCAGGCGUGGGGGCGAACGGAGGGGAGAGAGGAGAGACGAGACGCCCCGGCGGCCGCGCGGCACGGCAGACCGCCCGGCCCGCACCCCCACGCGAGCGGAGGCGUACGGAAACAGACGGCCAGCGCGUAGCGCGGACCGGAACGCUCGCCCUCCCCAACCAACCCCCGAGACCGGGCCGGGCUGAAGUCGCUUCGGGGACGCAGAAGCAAAAAUUCAAUCAAAGGAGGAGUCAGAAAACACAGAGAGCUCUGCAUCUGACCAGGAUGAUGAGGAGCCAGAAGGGCCUGUUGCAGGAGAUCCCACUGACCUCUUCUCAGCUGCAUCCAGCACCCCUUUUACUCUUCCAAAAGGACCUGGUGAUAUUUCAAGGUCCAAAGAACAGGGCCCUGUUCAGCCAAGUUCCACAAACUUUCCCAGAACUCAGCAUGGAAUGAGAAAGAGGUCUUUUCAGAGCUCCUGGUACAAAGACUAUUCUUGGUUAGAAUAUUCUGUUAUUCAAGACUCUUCCUACUGCUUUGCCUGUAGGCAUUUUUCUUUGCCUAAUGCACCAGACAGUGUCUUUGCCUCGCAUUCUGGCUUCUGUAAUUGGAAAA
Fundulus heteroclitus (mummichog) is the source of this 873-nucleotide messenger RNA. RefSeq lists its product as uncharacterized. The record is from RefSeq and is a predicted model, not a curated record. NCBI's taxonomy places the organism in Eukaryota, Metazoa, Chordata, Actinopteri, Cyprinodontiformes, Fundulidae. The transcript has 4 exons. The coding region runs from base 1 to 714 and encodes 237 amino acids.